ACUCCCUCACCUGCCCAAGCUGAAGUCAUCAAUCCUUCCCCCAUCUUUGUAAUCAUUAACUUUGCAGCAGCUUUGAUUUCUUCCAAAUGACACUGCUGCAGUGUCUUGGUCACUUGUCCUCAGUAAAUGCCUUCUGCCUGCCUCUGCUUUGCAGCACAGGGAGCUGUUGUCCCCAGCAUGUCUUGUUUCCAGGAGCUCUUGCUGAAGGCUGCUUUCCAGGACUCCAGGGAGCAGGUCUGUACAUGCUCCUUAACAUGUAUCUAAACUUCUCUUCUUUCUCAUUUCAGAAGUACUAUGGAACCUCUGGAGCCCUGUAGGUUUGGAAGGCUUAAAUCCACCUGUGGAAAGGCUUUUCCCAUCCCAGAUGAUUUGCUGGCUUAGGCACUUCCUUAGGAUGGCUUUGGAGCAAGUUGGAUUGAACAUGGAAUCAGUGCUGUGGUCGAGCAAGCCCUACGGUUCCUCCCGGAGUAUUGUGAGGAAGAUUGGCACCAACCUCUCCCUGAUCCACUGUCCAAGAGUGCACUUUCAGCUUACUUCUCAUGCCACAGAAGGACAGCUUAGAGAAGAUGCAGUGGCCUCCUUUGCAGACGUGGGAUGGGUGGCUCAAGAAGAAGGUGAAGUCUCUACAAGGCUCAGCCCACUGGAAGAAGAGCCAGUGCUGAGGAACCCGGUGUUGGCCAAUGAUGAAGCUCUGCAGAAGAUCAGUGCUCUGGAAAAUGAACUGGCCACCCUGAGAGCACAAAUAGCCAAAAUUGUGACCAUGCAGGAGCAACAGAACCUGACAGCAGUUGGGUCAAGCCCAGUUGCUCCAGCAGCUCUUCCUGUUGCACCUCCACCACCACCUCCUCCUCCGCCGCCGCCGCCGCUCCCAGCGCCGGGCCGCCAGCAGAGCAUGUCUGCAAUUGACCUCAUUAGAGAAAGGAAAAGCAGAAAGAGCAACUCUGGCCAGCACCUGGCAGAGAAUGGGCCAAGGAAGGCUGAGCUGCCAAACAUGCUGGAGGUCCUCAAGGACAUGAGCAGCGUGAAGCUGCGCGCCGUCAAAAGGUCCUCAGAAGGUACCAAAUCCAAGGCUGACCCUGCAGACCCAGCAGCACUCAUAGCAGAAGCACUCAAGAAGAAAUUUGCUUAUCGCUACCGGAGCGACAGCCAAAGUGAGCCGGAGAAGGUGACCCCAAAGCCUGAGACAAGGACACAGCCUGAGGUGGUGCUGUUUGGGCCUCACAUGCUGAAGUCUACAGGAAAAAUGAAGACUUUAAUUGAAAAAUCUUAACCCCUGAAGCCCCCCAGUGCAGGACUGUGCUGAGCUGGUGUGCCUGGAUGGAACCUUUCCUGCUGCCAAGAGCACCGAGUGGCCUCAGCCAGCAGAGGGAAAGCCCAGGGGCAGCUGGAGGCCCUGAGCAGGCUGGUUGGUGACUCACUGCUGCCCUCAGCUCCUCCUUUUGUAUCCAGGCCUGGCUUUCCUGCUCAGCCUUGUGUGGUGGCUUUACUUUAUUAACACUAAGGUAGAGAGAGCAACAUGCUGUGCAUAACUGACCCCCUGGAGUGUGUGCCCAUGCUCACAGUGACACCACCCCCUUCAGCUCAGAGCAGUUCCUGGAGCUCUGCCUAGCUGGCACUACAAUCUUUGGUUGGGUACUGGAGUUCCCCUGUCCACAUCCUCCUUUGCACCUUCAGUUUGGCAAACUUUUAAGCCCCAAGAAAACCUGACUGCAGCCAGCUUCCUCCUGAGAGUGACAGCUUCAAGCUGCUGCAGAAAGCAGCUGCUGUGAGAUGGUUUCAGGCACAGGGUUUGGGGUUUUUUCCCCCAAUCAGAUGCUGUGGAAGCCUCUCCGGAGGCAGCCUGAAGGACUGGGAAGAGCCAGUAGAGAGCAGCAGAGGCC
This is a messenger RNA of Dryobates pubescens (Downy woodpecker), 1880 nucleotides long. RefSeq names its product mitochondrial fission regulator 1 (gene MTFR1). The transcript is spliced from 7 exons. Gene Ontology annotation, biological process: aerobic respiration; mitochondrial fission. Lineage: Eukaryota; Metazoa; Chordata; Aves; Piciformes; Picidae. The record is from RefSeq and is a predicted model, not a curated record. The coding region runs from base 365 to 1270 and encodes 301 amino acids. Gene Ontology annotation, cellular component: mitochondrion.